Linum trigynum is the source of this 3217-nucleotide messenger RNA. The record is from the annotation of a GenBank genome assembly. Lineage: Eukaryota; Viridiplantae; Streptophyta; Magnoliopsida; Malpighiales; Linaceae.
CAACCAACCAAGUAAGUAUAGAGUUACAUCAAACUUUAAAUGGUUUUAUUUAUCUAAAAAUUAAAAUGCAUGAUCAAGUAAUUUUUACUCAGUCACUUAUCCUGGCCCUACAAAUUUACUAACACAUCAAAAAAUAGUGAAAUGAACUAAUACAUUAAACUCAAUCUUGUCUCAUGAUUGUUGAGUAUAAUCAUGCCAGAUUAGGAAGAUAUUUGAGAUUUAGCGAUUAACCAAACUUACAAAAACAAAUUUCAUAAAACCGGUAACUUAUUGUUUGCACCAAAUAUCGUUGCUUUAUGAUAAUUUCUAAAAAUUGAUACUAAGUUAAAAUUUCACAUCCCUUCUAAAUAUUUAGUAGUAUGCAAUAUUCAAAUGAAUGAUAUUUGGGUUGUUGUUUUAAGAUUAUGCUCCAUUUAUAAGAUAUACAAUAAUUAUUAUUGGACUAAAAAUAAAUAAUAAAAAAUGAAAAUCAAAGUAUCAAAUAUUAGAAAAUACUUAACGGAGACUUAGUGGGCUAGCUAACCAUGAUGAAAAAGUCAUAUGAUUUCCAAAAAAAUUAUUCUUGUAUAUUUUUUAUUUAAAAAGAUACGACAAAUUUGUUUAGUCUAAUUAGUUAUGAUAUUUAUCUUUGUUAGAAAAGACCAAGGUUCAAAUCUUGACAUUGAUAUAUUUUUCAAAUAAGAAAUAAACAAUUGCAAUGAUGAAUGUUCCCUUCCUAUUUUCACUCUUUGCAAGGAAUUUGAAAUGGAAGAAAAGUAACAACAACUUAUCGAAAAACUCUCUCGUUUAGCGAGAGCUGGUAGAACGGCGGAAAUCCUAGGUUUUUCGGGUGGCGCCUUUUAGGCGGCGACUGAUCUUAGUGUGGAUGACGUAUUACUUGAGUGAAAGGAAUCCUUUCCUGCUAAGGACGAGAUCUCGAUUGCUACUGCGAAGUCUAUAAAGUCUUAAACACUAAGGUAUUUCUAGACCAUUGGCGAGGACGCGCUUAGGUUUUUAGCUCAACAUGACUCUUCUUCCUGCUGCUAACCUAAGUGUUUGACUGGAUUGAACAACAAGUUUCACAAGCAACAAAUAACAGAGAACGCAGACAACGAUAAUCAUGGACAUAGGGGUGCCUUCAAGGGAGCUAGCGGAAAUUCAAAGCACUGCGGAAAGCCUGGAAGUUCAACUUGAUCAUAUAACAUUGGAAGAUGAGGACGAUGCCCCUCUGGAGGUGGAUGAUGGGGACGUUGAUGUGUUUCGUAUGGAGGCAGGUCGCAGGCUGGGCUUGAUAGGACGUCUAGUAGCUGAAAAACAACCAAAUAUCAAGUAACUCAAAUGCAGGUAACUGAUCUGAGAGCCAUGCUCUUUGCGUUUCAGUUUUUGGAUGUGGAUGAUCAAGAUAGGGUUUGUUUUGGAGGCCCUUAGCAUUAUAAAAACAAUGCUAUGGUGUUCACGACAAGCUUGUUGAUUAAAAAACCAGUUCCUGAAGCCCUACACAUGUUAGAUAUGUGGAUUCAGAUUAAAGAAUUCCCGGCUGAGCUCAGAACAAAGACAAUGGCGAAGAAAAUUGCUAAUAGAUUCGAAUCUCUAGUCUAGUUUGAUGACGGUCCUAGGUCAAUGUGGGACUCCUAUAUGCGUAUAAGGGUGAGCUUAUCUAUUCAUAACCCUCUAAAGAAAAAGAUUAAGCUCGAUAUAAAGGGGAAGUUGGUGGAAUACAUGGUAAAGUACGAGAAAUCACCUAUUUGUUGUUACUCCUGUUGUCGAAUUGGCCAUCCAAAGCUGCGCUGCCCUAACCCUUCUGGACUGGAACCGAUCCAUUUGGAAUGGAACUGAGGACUGGAACGCCAGAACCUAGGAACUGGCUGUCUCACUCACUGGAAAAAGAGGAUGCAGAAAUAUGGGCGUCACUGAGAAAGAAAUUUGAUUGAGAAAGCACAUAAUCAAAUUCUGAUAAUGAAGUACCUCAUGCGGAGGAAAUUGCAGAAAAAGAACAUAUACCAGGCAAAGUAGAUAGUGAGAAGGAGGAUGAAAUGAGAAAUAAUAUAGAGCCUAACCUGGUUGAAGAACAGAUUGAAGAAGGAGAUAAGCCACAAGUGCAAGACAGAAGCAGCAAACUGCCUUUUCCAAAUCCACAUUUGGGACAUUUGGGAAUGGGAGGAGCACUAAAUCAGUUCGUUAUGAGAGCAAUUUUUAAUGAAAUGGAAAGCAAACAAAAGAACAAUGUCUGGCGAAGGAUGGAUAAGACCAAACAACAUAUACCUGUGUUUGUUCCUCCCCAAGUGACGCCACAAAAAAGAACUGCACAGAACGGCGGGAGUGAAGGAAUUCAAGACAAUGGCAAGGACCUGCAAGCAAAUUAAGCCAAAGUUUUGAGUUUCUCAAUACUAGAAGAGAAUGCACAAGCAGACAUUACCAAAAACAAAAAGGAUGGCGAGGUGGCAACUCUGCCAGGGAGUAGAGCCACCCAGCUCAAUGAUUUUGUUGAGCUACAACUGUCGAGGUCUCGGGAAUACCCAGAAAGUUGAAAAAGUUAAGAUGUUAUUAUGUCAAACAAAUCCCGACGUUGUAUUUUUGAUGGAGACAAAUCAAUAUGAGGAUGAAUUGAAAAGAAAAAUUAAAGAGUUUGGGUAUUUUGAUGGAAAAGGAGUGGCGGCCGGGGAGAACAGAGCUGGAGGGCUUCUGUUGAUGUGAAAAGAAGAUGUAUCCAUAGAGGUCAAGGGAUGUGACCUCUAUUUUAUUGAUGCAAAGAUGUAUCCAUAGAGGUCAAGAUGAACUGGCCACACUUUCAUAGGCCAACAAGAGGUAACUAACUGCUUGGUCAGCUAUAUGAAAGGGUUAUUCGCAAAGGGAAAAAGAAGGGAGGUGAGCAAGAUCUUACACAUGGUUACUCCCAGAGUAACCUCAGAAAUGAAUCAAUCCCUGCUGGAACCCUUUACGGAGGAAGAAGUACGAAGGGAUUUGAAACAAAUUGGACCCAAAAAGGCUCUAGGGCCAGAGGGGAUGUUGGCUUGGUUCUUUCAGAAACACUGGAAUAUUGUUGGGACUACUGUCCUGAGUGAUUACGUGGGUAUCUAGAGCUCAGGGAGUUUCCUAUGUAGCUGAACAAGACCCUAAUAGCGCUUAUACCAAAGAAAAAUAACCAUGCCACUCCCUUGUAUUUCAGACCCAUAAGUGUUUGCAAUGUUCUUUAUAAGAUCCUCUCUAAAGUACUAGCAAAUAGACUCAAAAGGGUUAU